AUGGUGCGGUGGCGCUGGGCCCCGUUUCUGGUGGGCUGGAUCGCGGGGCCCAGCCAAGGAUGGUGGCAACCUGCCGAAGAGGAGGGAAGCCCGCCACCGAACAGCACCUGCUGGGAGGAGCCGUGGAGCUGCAUCCAGCACAGGGUGAAUGCCACGAUGCUGGCUGCCCAGACCCAGUACAACUCCCUCACGACCUGGGACAGUAUCCUGUGGACGGUUCUGGAUACCCUGCUGAGUGGAGUUGGCUGGUUGAUCUUUGGCCAAAACUGGCUUCAGGUGCGCACAGGAUGCUCGAUGAUCCUUCGCAUCGUGACCUUGAUGGCAGUAUGCCUGGUGCUCCACUACUUCCUCUCAUUGGCAUGGCCUUUGUGUUCCCUCCUCAUCGGGACGAUCCUCACCGUGGUUUGGUUCGUGCGAGCCUGUGUGCGGUGCUGCGGACGGGUGGCUUUCUACACCCAGAGGAUGGCCGGCGGUGUUCCAGAGAUCACAGGUGCCACUUUCUUCGGGCCCGAUACGGGAGAGGUGACGGAGAAUGCCGCCAUCAAGUCCAGUGGCAUGUACCUGAGCUUUGAUCCAGAGGCGACCCGUGGUGACCCUCCCCUCCUUUUGGCUCUGAAAGGCUAUGAGAGGGUGCACCUAUGCCGGCACGACAGCUGUCCUGAAGAUGGGCAACACUUCAAGAGCUAUGCCCUGGCUCGGCAAUUGAACCCGGAGAAGUUCCACCUCAUGUCGACGGCUGAAGGAGCACAUCGGUCAGGGUCUCGAUUGAUGGGAUGGUUCUUCUCCAAGGCCAACCAGACGGCCAAGAAACUGAAGGACUACGCCUCCGAGUCAGAGCAUGAGGAGACAGCUUGUUGCUGCGCCCACCUAGUUAGGUGGGAAAGCUCUGCCGGGAAGGAGGCCUUGGGAGACAGGCCGUGUGACAAGGCUGCAACUAACCAGGUGGACCUGCUGGAGGAGGACCUGAAUGCUAUGCCCCCCACACGGACGCCGAGUUUUUGUCCUGACCAUGCGGUUCAAUACUUGGUCAAGCGCGCCCCGGCUAAAUGCUCCUUUGACGGAUGUCGACGAGUGGGUACUUCGACCAGGGUGAGGGAACCACCUCCGGGAGAAGAUGACGGUGACGAACCACCCGAAGGGGAAGGGGAAGGUCGCCUUCGUCGGAGAGGUCGAGGACGGGAGGUGGCCUAUAACACUGACGAGGCGGAAGCCAUCCUUCAGGAAGCUCGAGAGGAGGAGGUUGAGACGAUGGCUAUCCAUCCUUCCAGGAGGAAGAGGGUUGCAUCGCCAGGGCACACCCCGAAGUCCUCGGUCCAACACAGCCUGGCGAGGAUGGGGCUCAUCAACUCACCUGACCGACGGGGGGACAUGACGUACCUGGAGGAGUUCAUGGAGCAGCUCGCGGAUGGCAAAGACCUGCAACUCAGUGAGGAGGACAUCAGGAAGCAGAUGGCCGCUCAGUCGGGACUCACUUUGGGAGACCUGACCAGGCAACUCUACGAGCAGGCAACGGAGGAGCAGAGGAAAGGCACCAAAGGCCUCACCAAGUUCUUGGCCAAGUGGCGCAAACAAGCAGCCGCUCAAGAAGGGUCUACACCUCCGUCAGAGUGGAGCCUCAUCGAGAAGGACCGGGACAACGGCACACCUACUCCAUCCAGUGCGACGUCAGGAGGCAAGACUCUCCAGAGUCCAGGACCUGGCUUCAGGCAACGGGUCACUUCAAGGCUCGCGAUUGGCAUCGCUGGCCCAUACUGGGGGACACAGGAGAAGUAUGCCCUCAGUGCCUCGGACUUCGUGCCCUGCACCGACGCGGAGUUGGACCAAUUCGCCAUCGAGAGCAGGACUGGAAAGCCCUCCAAUGAGCAGCGGCCCGCAGCUCCGACCAGGUAUGAAGACUGGCUCAACCGUGCAAAACGCCAGAAUGACAUCUGGGCAUUAGUGUACGGGAGCGAAUGGAAGGCAGUCCGAGAGCACGCCGUGAACCUGCUGAGCGAGCGGCACAUCGGAGCUCCUCACAAGUGGCCCCUUCAGGUGUUGCUUGACGUAUGGGAAGAACUCCACUGGCGGUUUCUGGAAGAGCUCAAGGAGGAGUUGAGGAAGAUCAAACGGCUGGCUGGAAGAGAGUCCAUGACCUUGAAUGACCUCAAGUUCUAUGCCCUUAUGCCGGAUGAAGAGGGCAGAGCGCCAUUGGAGCUCCCACAGACCUUUGAUCUUCGAAGACCAGACGGAUGGUUCAUGUCUGAGGUAAUGCCCCGCAUCGAACGAAGACAGGAGCGGAUGCUAUGGAAGAUGACGUGGGAAGGGGCCGGAAAAAAUCGGGCUCAAGGGCAAACCGCUGGAGGAGAUGGAGGAUCCAAGGAGGAGAAGCUGACCCUGAAGACCCUGUAUGGUCCCAAGCUCACGGCAGAAGAAACGGCACGAGCGAAGGACCGGGCACCCACGAACAAGGAGGGCAAGCGAGGGGGCUUGAAGCGGAUGAAAGCCGAGACCAAGGACACGGCCACCGAGAAGAUCAAGGAGAUCAGAGCCGGUGUUGCGAAGGACAAAGCUUCGAAGGUCCAGGAUGGGAAGGAUCGUCGACGUGCUGGGCAAGGAGAUCAACCUCAAGGAGAAGGUGAAGGUCAUGAGAAGGCCGGAGGACACCAAGGUGUGAGCUGGGAAGCCCCCGAGGAGAUGGUGCAGGUUGAUUACACGCACCAGGAGAAGGAGUUUGCUGAGCUUGUCGCAGGCCCUGAUGCAACCAUCUACGAGAAUGUUCAUCGGGAGUCGCAACCCCAUCCAGGGCGAGAAGGUCAAACGGCACCGCAGGAAGCUCAAGACCUCGUCAGGAAGGCCCAGGAGCUGGCAGACGGGCCUGUGUUGAGCAAGUUGCAGGAGGCAUCGGAUGACCUCUACGCCUGGGCAUCUACCAGGGUGGCCAACGACCCGGAGACCCCCUUCGAGACGCUGAUGGAGGAGAUGGUGCAGUUUGGGUUGGGUGAGUUGGCAGCCGAAGCCGCGUACCUCCUCGAAGCUCAUGGGAGGGGCCCCAAGGCCGGAAACAAGGCCAGAUGCCGUGUCGAGGAAACCCGGUGGGAGGCGGACGGACCAGGAAAAGCCGUGGUGCAAAUUGAUGAGGACUUGUGGGCAAUGUGGGACUACGGAGAGAUAAUCCACAUGACGGAAGAACUUGCUGGCCUGCUGGGAAUGAUUGAGCCAGAGAAGGAGAAGCGCCAGUGCGUCACCAAAGUUUUCGCAGCUGGCCUCCUGCUGUCCCAGACAGGAAGGACACCAAGCAUGGACGACGUGGAGAAGCUGACCCAGGAUUUUCGGCUGGAGCAGGCACGGCUUGCGGUUGAGGCCGAAGGGGUCAUGAGCCACCCAGAGGCGAAGGUCGCCCUAGUGGAACAUGAACUUCGGAUGUACGCCCACGAUAUCCUCAAGCCUCAUCAUGACAAGGACUACCGGGCCCUGGCCGUGUUCCCGUUAGCUGCCCUCGAAGAGAUCAGGGUCAUUGUGGUCAGGGUGGACUAUAAAGGGGACAUCCUGCUGGAGACGGUGGUAGGCAGCCAGUGGACACAGCAAGACGUGUGGGUGAUGAUUUCCAAGGGGCACAUGACUCUGUUGCAGCCUCCCUCAAAGUCUGCCGGAGACGCCCUGCUGAACAAGGAGGAGGUCUACCAUACCCCAUGUUUGGGAUUCCGGUACUUCUGGCAUCAGCGCCACGAUCAAGCAAAGACUGCCCCGGGCAUCAUUGCGUGUCGACACUGCAAGACCAGGAAAGGAGGUGGCAAAGAAGGCCCAGACACCUAUGGAUGCUUGCGGAAGACAACUUGCUUGCCGGCGUUGUCUCAAUGCGUGGCCGGAGGAGUUCAGACGGCCAAGGCAGUCCAUGGCGCCAAAGCUCAUGAUGGGUUGGUGCUACGAGAGUACUUCGCCGGGCACGGAGUCAUCACUCAAGGUUGGCGGGAGGCGGGCAUGGUUGCCCUCGAGCCUAUCGAGUUGUAUGACCAGCCCCACCAGCAGCUUGGUCCCCGGCCGGACCACGAUCUUGCCAAUCCGGCACGGCAGAAACACUAUCUGGACCAGCUCGGGCAGCACGAGUCCAAUGUGCAAUGGAUCGCUAGCCCAUGCACUACAUUUUGUGACUGGUGUCUCCAGAAUGGGGGAACGAGGACCUUCCAAAACCCAGCUGGCUUGCCAACCGAGAAGGAGCGUGUCGGGAAUGUCCUGUCGGAGUAUGGCGCGGCAAUCUUCGAGAAGUCCAUGCAGCAAGGAGGCUUCCCCAUUGCUGAGAGUUCCGGGACCUCAGGGACGCAAGGGCAGUUCUAUCGUCAUCGGACGGGCCUGGCCUUCCCUCAUCACCCUCCCCUUCGGCAAGCUCUCCUACGGCUAUGUCCCGGCAUCAGCCAGACCCACCAGCACGUGGCACUCAAAGGUAGCCGGCCAGGGGUCAUGGAGGAUCCACCAGCUGAAGAGGAAGAGGAGGAGGCAGAGUUCCACCAAGGGCUUCAACACCUCAACCAAGAGGAGCUCCAGCAGGUCGCGGGCAUGGCGGUCGAGGCAGCUCUGGGGGUGUGGAACGGCAGGACCAUCCAUGAGCCCGAGGAGACGGUCGAGGAGUCGGUGGGAACCAUGAUGGAGGAGCCUGACGAAACGCUGGAGGAACCGGAUGAGGUCGUCGAACCGCCUGAUGAGGGCGAAGCAGGGCCGGGACAAGGGGGAGAAGCAGCAGGAUCUGGGGAGUCGGUGGCAGAACCUGCAGCGGCCUAUCGCAUUGUGUGGGCAGACCUGGGUCAGAGGAACCGCAUGGAGGUGGACGCUCAGCGGGGCUACGUCUGGCUGUAUACCAACGAGCCCAGAGACGACUUGGCGGUCCCGGAUGAGCUGCCUUAUCCUUAUUGGCCCCAUCGAUUCCACAGCGAGAGGUACACGAGAUGUGAGACUCGGAACACGCUGGGCCGUCUACAGGUGGCAGAGGUCUAUGAUGACUGGAGGGUACAGGGUCGGGGACGACCACCCUUUGCGCCAUGGACGGGUGUCACCUUGUUCGUCUUCCGGGACGGUCAACUGCCUUGGUCGCACGUCUUGGUUGAGGACGAGCAGAACCGGAGGGAAGGGCCGGAUGAACCCGACCGGUCGGGAGGGGGCCCAGGAGAUGACCGGCAAGGAUGGACCUCGAGCCACCACACAGGUUGGCAAGGGUUAAACCAAGCCGGAGUUUGGCAGGACUGGUCCUCAGGCACGUGGCAGGACUCCCGAGCAGGAGGCAGCCGGUGGGUUGACUUCGAGGAGGAGGGCAUCUCAGGAGCAGCGGCUACGGCAGCUAUGGCCUACAUCCAGGAGAUUGACGGCAUGCAGGGUUCCGGUCCGGCGACCUGGCAGGCGGUUCGGGAGAGAGGAGACAUGCUGCUUGGACGGGCCGGAUCGGUCGAGAAGGCAGCCAUCGCCCUAUGGAUAGCAAGAGAGCAUCUGGGGCGAAACAACCUGCAGGGCGUCGACAGUGAGGAGCUAGACCCUUUGGUGCACCCGGAUCACCUGGACUACCUGAGGGAGGUGAGAGCGCAGGGGAUGCCCGCACGCUACCAGGGUCAGAGGGAGAGAGUGGCAACUAGACCGCACCCGAGAGCCAGAGCCGACUUGGGCCAGGUCUAUGUCCAGUUGAUGAAAGACAUCAUGAAGCACAGGGUGCUGGUGGUCUCGGCAGAUCAUCAAGACCUGGGACAUACGGUGUCGUCACCAUUUGAGCUGGUCCCGAAGAUGCUUCCCAAUCGGACCCUGUCUACGGAGGCAAGGUUGGUUCACGACCAACGACAGGUCAAUGAAGGCACGCACAAAGACCUUCAUCCACCGGCGGCACAGCCUACCCACGAGCAGGUCGCCAGGAGGGUACUGUGGUUGAAAGCCCGAUACCCGGGAGUGAAGGUGGUCAUGGCCAAGAAGGAUGUGGCCGGGGCAUUCCGUCUCCUCUGGGUUGACCCGCGAGAUGUCGAGCUUUUUGCAGGAGAUGUCCCUUGGAGACCGGAGUGCAUGGAGCAGAGUGGGGGCGGUGGAGAAUGUGACGGUUCAGGCCUGACGCUUAUCUACCUCGUCUCCAGCUUUGGCUUCUCGGGGUCCCCAGGGGAGUGGACGGUGUGGGGGCGAGCUACGGAGGAAGUUCACCGUAACCUGCGACCGCUCCACAGCCGAAGGGACGGGGAGGUGCAUUUCUGUGGAAAGAUCUUGGUCGACGACAUGGUGCUGGUCGAGCCGGUGAUCGGUUUGCGGCCUUGGGUGUCCAGUGAGGUCUAUGAAUGGGCUGUGGUGAAGUUACUGGGCGAGAAGGCCAUCAACAAGUUGAAGGACGCAGAAGAGGGACGGUUCAGCAACCAGCAGACAGUUUGGGGCCUCACUAUCGACACCGACCUCGAGAAGAUGUCGCUUCCGGAGGCACGGAUCCUCAAGGGGGCCUACUUGCUGGCACAGCCUCAUUUCAACUAUGGCAACAAGGCCCUGCCGUUGAAGGAACUACAACGGUUCCGGGGCAUCGCCAACGGCUGGAGUGCAGUGAUUGCGGGUCUACGAAAUGAGUUGAAGGCGGCAGACCUCUUCCUUGGUGGAGUUGAUGGUGGGGCAGCAGUACACCCGCGGCUUCAUCAACCGGAGGGCUCAGAGGCAAGGCAGAUCGAGGAGACCAGUGCUUGGGAGUCGCUGUGGGAGCUCUUCGAAGACUGCAGGUGGCUGUGUUCGAGGUCCGAGACGUGGGCGGCCAAGUUCGGGGGAGACAUCAGGGAGUUGCUGCCCCCACUCGAGAGGCUCGCGCUCCCAGGGCAGCGAGGGGCGGGUCCUGUCUUCGUUUCAUCGGAUGCAACCCCCGACGUCGUGGCAGCAAUCGACUGGACGAACCACCUGGCCUGCCGCGAACCCAUUGAGGUUCUGAAGCCGUGGAUACGACAGGUGCUCGAGGCUGAGGGGCAGGAAGAUGGGAAACUCGCCAUUCAUCUGGGAGAAAUGUUAAGCUUCGUCGCCUUUGCCUGUCGGGUGGGCCACAUGUGGGAAGGACGAGUGGUCAUCUAUGCCGGGGACAACAAGGUCGUCUACUUCUGGAUUACCGGACGCAAGAGCGGAGUGCGGGCAGGGAGGCUUCUGAUCCGGGUCCUCAACCUCGUCGAGAAGAGGCACAGGUGCAGGAUCCUUGGAGGAUGGUGGAGGACCUUCCACAAUGAGGAUGCAAACGCACUGACCCGUCUGGACGAGCCGCAAGCACUGCAGCUUAUGAAGGAUAAAGGUUGGAGCCGGCAAGACAUCAAGCCCAGCAUCCAUCAGGCCCUGGAAGACACGGAGCGUUUCGGGCUUUGCUUUCUGUCCUGGGCCGACCAAGAGGACCACCAUGAGCUGAUGCGCCUUCGAGAGCUGCGGGUCUUUCGGGCCAUCUUUCGACAGCCAGCGGAUUUACUGGAUGUCGAGGUCGUUGAGUGGACACCCGGACAACGUUACGUGAAGGACCUGGAGUACUUCUCGGGCAACGGCAAUGGAAUGUACAAGAUUGUCGCGGGCACCAUCGGCCCUGAUCCGAAGGGCAGGAAGGUGACAGAGUUCACAAGGUAUCUGGACCAGGAGAUCUUCGAUGUGGCGGUUCUUGAAGGGCCCACCGAGGUGAUGUGGAGGCGGCUAGAGCAGUGGGCCAUCUCAGUUGGCUGGGGCUGCAGCUUUCAGGAGUUUUUGACCUCCGAGCUUGGCGAGGCGUUGGUGCGCAGGAGGAUUGCGGGGUUCCUGUUCCCGGGUGACAAGACCGAGGAGGAGGUUGAGCACCUGAUGGUCAAGACGGUCACUCCGCCCUCUAUGGGCUCCUACCUGAGAAAGAUCACCGAGGAGAACUGCUUGCCGGCCUACAAGAUGGAAACAGCAAUCAACGUGGGCCAGCAGGUGACCGCUCAUGUGUGGCUAGAACCCGAGGGACAGAGGCACAAUGUCUACUCGAUGGGGGGGCCCGGUAGGUGGCCGUUGUCCGAAGCAACCGAGAAGGGCAUGCAGAAGAUCUUCGUGCAGGACAAAGCGGCUCCAGUUGGUAAAGUGAGGGUGCUUUCCGGUGAGGAGGUGUGGAUCCUGCAGGGCAGACGCCUGGAUGAAUGGCGCACCCUCGUAUCCCAGAUCGGCGAGGUCGAAGCUGAGAGAGAAGGGUGCAGGGCCACCGGACGCAGGACAGCCCUGAACCUGAUUGGAGCGGCGGCAGAGCUGGCGAAGGAAGUGCGGGAGAAUAAGGCCGGCAUGUGCAUCGACCAGGAGGACUACAAGACCCUCGGCUCUCUUCUACAAUGGCUUCGCAAGUGGAGGAGGGGAGACUUCGGAAGGGCGCCUCCGAACCGAAAGGCCGGAGGUCUUGGCGAGGAGGUUGGGCAGGGCGCCCUGGAGUUUGAGUUCGGCAGCUUCGAGGGUAUUGAGGAAAGACGGUGCGGAGGGCGCCGAAAGGGGCAAGUGAGGCCUGUGGUCGAGGACGGAGGGCGUUUCGUUGACUUGAACCCCGACUUCAACCAGGAUAUGGAGAUCCAAGCGCAGAUCGAGGAAUGGCUGGAGGCGCACCUCACUGGCGACAAAGCGGAGAGCACCCAGAAGGCCUAUACCUGUGACCCGAUCCAGAAUGAGAACAAGGUCCUCGGAUACCUGGGCUACUUGGGAUGGUUGGGCACCUCCGCGGCGACCAUGAAGCAGGCUGUCUUCGCCAUCAAGGACGCCCACAAGAGAGCGGGACAUGGGGAUACCACCACGAAGAUGCACCGUCUGUGGAUCGUCCUCAACUCGCUGGAGAAGCAUUCGGUCAAGCGUCCGAGGCGAUUGGGGGUCACCGUACAGAUGCUCAAGUGGCUUGGCAAGCAGCUCGUGGCUGGGGCCGAGUCCUUUGGGGAGCUCAAAGUCGACUGCCGGAUGAUCCAGGCGGCGCUCCUGACGGCGUGGUUCUUCAUGCUGAGGGCCCGGGAAUUUGCGGACUCGAGUGGGGUCGACCAGGAGAUGGUAGUCCGGGGACAGGAUAUCUCGUUGACCACCCGGGGACAGGCCGACGAGACGGAUCCGGAGGAGGUCACCCUGCAGUUCCGGAAGACCAAGGCGGAUCAGGAAGCCUUUGGGACCUGCAAGACUAUGAAGAAGACGGAGAUCGAGUAUGUCUGCGUGGUCACCGCUCUCCAUCGCCUUCGUGAAGUCGCACCAAGGAGAUUCGGAAAAGGGCCUGAAAGUCACCUUCCGCUGUUCCGCUGGGCAUCAGGUGCAGUGAUCAAGCGGCUCGAAGUCCAGAACUUGCUCCAGAAGGCAGCCAAGGCCCUCGGUCUACCAGCGGAACGGUUCCAGUCGCAUUCCCUCCGCAUCGGCGGAGCUUCGGCCUUGUAUCAGGCCACGGGCGAGAUCGAGGUCGUCAAAAGGACCGGAAGAUGGACGUCCUCGGCGGUGCAACGCUACCUCCAUGACUCCGGAGACGUGCUGGCAGGUUUGGCGAAGAAGAUGGCCACGGUUGACCAGCACGUGCACUACACGUAG
Messenger RNA from Durusdinium trenchii, 9486 nucleotides. NCBI's taxonomy places the organism in Eukaryota, Dinophyceae, Suessiales, Symbiodiniaceae. The record is from the annotation of a GenBank genome assembly.